Molecule: messenger RNA, 2655 nt
Organism: Penicillium soppii
Lineage: Eukaryota; Fungi; Ascomycota; Eurotiomycetes; Eurotiales; Aspergillaceae
Product: Nucleotide-binding alpha-beta plait
Exons: 2
Coding region: 1-2655 (884 amino acids)
Molecular function (GO): RNA binding
Source: RefSeq, a predicted model, not a curated record
AUGUUGAAACCCUUUCAAAUCAGAGACCUCCGACUACCUCGGCAAAUUGAGCAGCUUUCGACUCACCCUAAUUCUUUGGGGAUUGUUCGGAUCUCUACCACCGACUACGAUGAGAUAGCAUCAAAUUAUCCACGCGCAAGGCUAACUUACCUGGAUGAGGAUGAGGAUGAGGAUGGCAAGGAAACGAUUACAGUUGGAUCCGCUCUCGAGCUUUCCCAGCGCCUUGAGGAGUCCAUAGACAUGGACACACGCCUCGAAUCCAUGCAGCUUCAAGAUGACGCCACUCCUAUGCACAUAUUUGAUAUCCGUCGAUCCAACUCCGUGACCGAAUUAUGGAGACGAUAUGAAGACAACUCUAUCGAGCAAUUCUCUACUGAUGAGGGAAAGUGCGAUAUACCUGAUGUCACUCCAUCUGUUCUUUCCAAAGACCAACAUGAAGCCCCAGCUUCUAAUGAAACAAUUCUGCCACCGGUCUUCAAUGAGCCUCCGUCUCUGAUGGAAGCCUUCGAAGCCGAGCUAGCAGACAUUCUUAAUUCCGCCGAAACUUCAGAGAAAAGAUCGACUCCUUCUGACUCACCACCUACCCCCAACCCAUCUGCCAGCACAGACUCGGAACGAACUCCUCACCCUGUGGAGAUCCUGGCAACGCAGCUCAUGGAUCAGCUCAUCAACGGAGCCAAUAUGGUGCAAGGUGAAUGGAGGUCAAUGAUGCCAGAUUUACAGAGGCAACUACAAAAUGCCCAGAGACAAUUCGAAGCUGCACAUAAAUCUUUGCCGGAAAAUAUGGAGGUAUCAUUGCGUACAUUGCUUGCCAACCUUGAGGCUCACAUGAAAGCUGCUUUCGGUAAUAUUCCAAAUGGAGGAAGACAAAUGGCAGAAGAUGUCUUCCAAGCCGGGAGGCCUGUUGCUGAGAACGCCGCCGACGGCUUCCGUAUGAUGGCGUCGGAAUUCAACGAGGUCGGAAGAACCUUGUUUGCUGCGUUUGAAAGCGAAUUUGGGCGAACGGAUCCAAACACUGCUUCGAGCAACGCACCGGCUGCACCAGAGCCUGCCUACCCUCAGAAUUCAGCGUAUUUUUUGAACACAGCCACGAACGAAAAGUCAUCAACUUUAGAUGCAUCGAAGACUUCGGGCGCUGCAGCAAGCGCUCAGUCCCCCAGUCCCUUAGGCACCGCAUCAGGUGAUCAGCCUCAUCACCAUUUGCCACCUCAUCUAGACCGCUGGGCACCUCCUUCUUUUCCGUCUCCAUUCGUGAAUUUCUCCCAAUCCUAUAAUGCGCCGCCUCAUGCACCUCGAAUCUCACCUCUCCAUCUCCCUCACUAUGCCCCCAACUCUCCCCAGCGGCCACCAACUUUAAGAGCACAUUGGGCACAAUACCGAGCAUCUCAAAAGCCGCAAUUUCAACCUGAGCCAAGGGCUCCUUCAUUCAAUGCCUCGUCACAAGUCGAACGUGUACCAAUCGCUGAGUCUGAAGCGUCUAAACAGGACCAGGAAACCAAGUCCCUGUUCAUUGGAAAUGUCGGCUUCAAGGUUACCGCAAAGAUGAUCCAAGGCGUUUUUGCUUCGAAAGGUUUCAUAGUCGAUGUCGAUCUUCCGAUGGAUAGUACCUCUGGAAGACAUGCAGGGUUUGGCUAUGUCCAUUUUCCCUCAGAUCCUCCAGCCUUCGCCGCAAUGGAGGCCUUGCAAGGUGCUCUCAUUGACGGCCAUUCCAUCAACCUUGAGCAUAUGGAUCACCCUCCCAUUGAACGAGUGCAUCCGGUGCAGAGCAACGAUAAAUACAAUGCUGCAGGUGCAGUCGUUACCCAAAGCUCUCGAACAGAACUCAGCGAUGUCAACGAUACUGCUUUUGAACGUUACAGCCCUGUAGAAAACAUUGCCUCCCCAUCUGCUGCCAGCUCCAGAUCCUCUUCCAUGAAAGAUAGCAAAAAGUUCAAACCACUUGGCGGCGUCAACUUCGUUGGUGCUGGCAGUUCAAGUACUGGUUUUAGUAAUGCUCGGGCCGAAUCGUCUGCUCUGCUUGAUUCUCCAGGUGACGACGCUGCAUUUAGUGCCCGCUUCCCCUCGCUUCUACCCGGGACAGGCGCACAGCAUAACGCCCAACUAAACACUCAGGUUCUUCCUUCGGGUCCGCAUGCAGGAGAACUGGAAAUGUCGCGAUUCCCGCCCGUUUCACAAAUGGAAGCCCAGCUAUUUGCCAGUCCCCCGGUGACUAACUCCAACGAGGCCCCUCUUGCGGCCAAGUUGAAGCGACGAGCAACUGAUUAUAACCCUCAUCAAGCAACCCCCCGUCAUGCUGGUAUGCGUGAUCUAAACGAAAGAUCGCAUGGCGCUGUGGCACAAGGCACUGGGGUACAGCUAUCUAAAGGAGAACGAAGCGGAUUCUCUUCUCAUCCCCAGCUUCCUGGAAGCUUUCCAACGGAAGAAAUGAGGCUUGCUUCAACUUCAACUAAAACCGAUGAGAGUGCUCGUGGGUCCGAUGGUGCAGAUAUUGAAGCAUGUGUUUCUGCUCUUGUCGACAUCGGCUACGGAACUGAACAAGAAGGUGGGCGACCCAGGAUGGCAGUCUAUGCUGCUGCUGCAAACGGUAGUCUCAUGGAUGCUAUUGAUAUGAUUGAAGAAGAAAGAAGGGUGUAUGAACGACGGGCUUCGCAGUGA